AUGGCGGAGCGGCUGUCGGAGGAGAAAAUCGCGGAAUUCAAAGAAGCUUUUUCCCUCUUCGACCGCGACGGCGACGGCUGCAUCAGCAGCAAGGAGCUGGGCACGGUGAUGCGCUCGCUGGGCCAGAACCCCAGCGAGGCCGAGCUGCAGGACAUGGUGGGAGAGGUGGACGCCGACGGCAGCGGCACCAUCGACUUCCCCGAGUUCCUGUCGCUGAUGGCGAGGAAGAUGCGGGACACGGACAGCGAGGAGGAGAUCCGGGAGGCGUUCCGGGUGUUCGACAAGGACGGGAACGGCUACAUCAGCGCGGCCGAGCUGCGGCACGUCAUGACCAACCUGGGCGAGAAGCUGACGGACGAGGAGGUGGACGAGAUGAUCAAAGAGGCCGAUUGCAACAACGACGGGCAGGUCAACUACGAGGAGUUCGUCAGGAUGAUGACGGAGAAGUGAUGGCUGCAGCUCCAGGGAACAGAGGUUGUGGUGGUGGUUCUACCCCAGCCCCUCCAUCCCCUCCCACCUUCUCCAGGCUGGAAAAGUCUUCUGUGUUUGAUUUGCAGAUGGAUUUGGGGUCCCCGUGGGAUGUCUGGUGUCUGUAGAUAUUCCAGUGGCCACUGAAUAUUCCCUGACACCCCUGAGUCCAAUAAAAAACAUCCCCCCACAUCCUGGUGGCUGCUUCAUUCGGCUUCUCCUUGGGAUCCUUGCAAAAAAAACUUCCCUGAAAACCUGGUCAGGCUCAAACCUGAGCCAGCUCAUCUCCAUCCUCUUCCCAUUCCAUCCUCCUCCCAAAAAGCUGGAACGAUGCCAGAGACCAUCCCAGAUCUCAUCCCUUUGGGGAUC
Messenger RNA from Oenanthe melanoleuca, 837 nucleotides. RefSeq names its product calmodulin, striated muscle. Gene Ontology annotation, molecular function: enzyme regulator activity; calcium ion binding. The coding region runs from base 1 to 450 and encodes 149 amino acids. The transcript is spliced from 2 exons. The record is from RefSeq and is a predicted model, not a curated record. NCBI's taxonomy places the organism in Eukaryota, Metazoa, Chordata, Aves, Passeriformes, Muscicapidae.